AUCGAGAGCGAGUUGUUUAGUUCGUCAAGGAUUUCGUGUGAGUGUUCUGGAAUUUGGCCUAUGGGGUUUAUAUCGUAAAUAACUAAGAUACGAAAACUUCCAGAGUUGGUUUACCAUUUUAAGGAUUCAUUCAGUUACAAUAUCUGGCACCAAACACAAAUUUCCAGCCGCGGUGAGUACCCUUCGCAGUAAGCGGUCGAUCGCAUUUUUGCAAAACUUUUUAGUCUUGGGCAAAUUUUUCUUAUCAUGUAGAAUACUGAAGCAAUACGGACUAACUUUCGUCUUAUUGGCUAUGAUGUAUUUCGAACAUCGUCUGGAAUAAUUCGUAGUUUAGACUAACUGGAAUCUCUGUCCGUCGUACAACCUCUCGAUGGUUCGUCGAUAUGAUCAAAUUUCUUUUCGACUGAAAAACGUUUUCGGAAAAGAAUUAUGGUUUUUUCUUGUAAAUGAAGAAAUGAAUACUUUAAUCGUGACAUAUUUAAGUGACUGCAUGAUCCGUUGUUUGAACUGUGAAAAGGGAUGGAUGUUGUCCAAUUUUAGUAUGUGAUUGUAUGGAACACAGCGAACAUAUUCGUUCGUGACAUUUUUGACAAGUUGGGGUCACUCGUGCGUCUACGGAUAUUUCGUAUGAAGUAUUGUUCCAGAAGUGCGAGUGUGGCUUCCGCUUUCUUCGUAUGACGUGAACUAAACCAAAAGUAUUCUUCUCCAAGGAUCGCGAAGCUAUGUUGUACCGCUAUUUCAAUUAUGAUAAGCUAGUCUGAGCAUUUAUUUCCAUUAAAUUUGGUCUCGAUUUCAACAGCGCUCGCGUCGAACGUGGCAAGUUUAAUAACGUACCCAGUGGAGUCUUCAGUAUGUUCGCUUUUGGUUUAAUUUUUGAGCCGAUUUCUGUAUCAUUAUGAUAGACCUGCUCCGAAUGGAUCUGGUUAGGUUACAGAAUGCCUCGCUUGUUUACGUAAUAUACCUCACGCGCAGUUAAACAAAGUUAGGGCAAUCAGUUAGGCUUAGGGCACUUUGAAGUGUAUAUCACCUGAAAUUGAAAUUUUUAACCACAAACCAGUUGCGGCAAUUUGUCCUUGUUUCGGCAUUUUUGCAUGCAACGUCAUCUUAUUUUUCCUCUUGCCAUCUUCUUUUGUCAAUUAGUAACAUCCUUCAAUGAGACAAGUCGAUAGAAUGCAAGGCUAUUAUUCUGCAGUGUCUCUUGAGGUUAAAUUGAACUCUCCUAAAUAUUACUUAUUUGCACAGUGUAUUUUCAUUCAUCCCGUCUUUAAUUAAUCACAAUGUGCUCUUAUGGUUGAGGAUGGUAAUAUUGGAAUACUUCAAACUACCAUCUUUGAUUUAAUUCAGCUAUAUUUACUGAGGUCUUGUUUUGUUCCAAACCAGCUGCUAUGAUUUUAUAACAAAUUACUAUGUUUAAUUUAUCAAGGUCUUAAAAGUUUGUAAACAUCAUUUGGGAAUGGUUAAUUUAAAUUAUAUGACAAAUUCCAUAGUUGAUCAGGAUUAUCCAUGUUUUAACAUGUCCCAUGUAUGAGUAAAUUCUUAUUUUUGGAAAAAUUACUCACUGAUCUAGCUCAAAUGGUAAAACAAUUAUUAUUAUCCACAUGACAAAUAGUUGACCUGAGUUUGAUUAGAUACUGUGUAUCACAAGCUCUACCUUGUGAUCACUAAAGUCUUAUGUAUUAGCUUGUAUCUCACAGCUCGAUACCGCCUCACUAGGUGCAAAAUGCCACCAUUAGCACCCUUAAACCUUUAUGAAUAGAUUCUUUGUCAUGUGAACAAUUAAGGAAAAGGCAGCCUAAAAGGGGUGAAGAUGGAAAAUAUUACAUCAUUUAUCUAUACCUAAGGUGUAAGGGGAAAUUUGUGCCUCCCUCCAUCAAGGAAAAUAUUAUCUCUCACAGGAUUGUAAAGUCUGCUAAGGUUAGUUAUCAAGUGGGCAAUGUUUUAUUACUGACAGUGAAAAAGUUUGACCAUGUUUUAAUAAUAGGCUUAAGUCUUUCCUUAAAGACGGCAAAGAUAUUGACAAACUUAGGUUCUUAGUUUUUUACAAUGAAAUUAUCUCUUGUACACAGUAUUCCUUACAUGUAAUCCACACAAUUACAAACAGAAGGUUGGCAGAACAUUUUUCUGGCUAUGAAUAAUUUCUGGGGACCUUACAGAGGGUCAUUGUGACAUAAUUCUAUUUUAAUUUGAUUGACAUUUCCAUGGAAUAAAUUAUUGUUUAUGCUGUUUGAAAAUUUUUUAUUGGCCUUGUUGAGGAAUGUGUUUGGCUUAUUUUUAAUCGGAUUGUAAACAUGAAGUAUCAUAGGUUGAAAAUUUUCAUACGGCAACUUGUUCUAUUCUAGAAAUUAUACUUGACCAAUGUUUUGGUAAUGUCAAUAGUCAUGGAGGUCCAAAAGCUUUUUAUUUUAAUCUAAGUGUAUUCAAUAAUUAUGUUUUUUCAAUAUAUGAUAAUUUCAGUCAAAAUUAUAUAUUUCAUUAAAAUUUUAAAUUUUUUUCUGAUGUCUUAAAGAGAGGGAUUUUGUAGUGCUUUAGAUGUGGUCUUUGUAGAAAAACUGGUUUGAAUUUGAAUGUACAAACUGGUUUAAGUGCAGUGUUAUUAAAUGCAGAACUCUUUGUUGAAACAAUUUUAGUCUGGUGUUCAAUGAAAAAAUUAUGUUUCUAUGAAAAAUUUUGCAUAAAAUUUUGUAGUUAUCUUAAAUGAGACAGAAUGAGCCCUCAAGCGGUUUAAUCCAUGAAUUAUUUAAUUAGCUGAUCAUUAAUCCUUGUCUUAAAGUGCGUCUUUUUCACAGACUACUAAAAAUGGCAUUAAAAAGAGAUCUUCAUGUUCAAUACUAUUUAUCCAUCUUUUGUAAAUGUUGAAUUUUCCAUAUAUGCCAACUGAAGCUAUAUUAUUGCUCAGUCCAUAAGUGCAGAAUCUCUAUCAAUGAUUUUGUAUAACUGUUACAGAAUUAUGCUGCUUUGAAUUUUGUCACUGUGCCUACACCUGCACCUACUAAUGACUAUUCUAUGGUUAAUCUUCACAAUCUUGUACACUUAUAUCAGUAGCUUUCAUAGUUGAUGCAUGGACCAUGUCUUAGAGACCAGAUGUCUGUCUGCAUCUGAUCAUCAAUGACUCGCCAAUUACACAUAAUAACUGAAAAUGAAAACAAUGCUAACUUGUUCUAAAAAUGAUCAUGGUUGACCUGUAAUAGCUUCCCUCUUGCGACGUUUCUUUGUUAACACUGAUGAUAACCAUGAUUUUUUUUUCAAUCCUUUUUGGCCAUUAUGUCCUAAUAAACCAAUAUGAAACUGAAGAAUGUUAUUUUACACUGAUCAAUUUUAAAACAGGUAUGACAAUGAUAACUUACGCAUGAAUUACAUUACACAAACAAAGUAUUCAUGGAUAUGGACUAUGCUGUGAAAAUUUAAUUAGUGCACAAAAUUUUGACAGUUCUCUUUGUCUUCUUUCAGGUCAUUUAUAGUGCAUCAAUUAUACAGUUCAAGUCUUUUGUGUCUUGCUGAGCCCUUGACUGGUUAAAAAAGCUGCAUAUUAAAAUCUAUUGUUUAGAAUAGCAUGCCGAAAGAGAUGAUAAAUGGCUUACCUAGGGAAUCACUAGUUCUCAACAAAGUUGCAAAGCCCAAGAGAGUUGUUUCUGCUUUCCAUCAAACCAGUUUACCCAGUAGUAUAGUUAAGCAGAAUAAUACAGAUUUGUUUGUCAGAGGUGAUGACACUCAUGAGAAUGGUAAUGGAGUGGAAUCAUCUGGAACCCCACUUGUUAUGCGGAAAGAUCGUCUUGUUCAAGAGAUAGAAAACAGUCUUGCAGAAAUAGAGGACCAUUAUUCUAACACUAGCAAAUUAGAAGAAGAGAGGUCUGUUGUUGAAAUGGAAAGGAACUCUCUGCUAAAAGAUAUUGAAGAGACAAUAACAGAAAUUCAGAAUCAUGUGCUGAAUUCAUCUGAUGUGGCUUUUGAGAAAGAGGCUCUGCAGGAUGAGUGUGAUGGUUUGCGUGAUCAAGUGGAUCAUUUGAAAACACUUUUAGAUAAUUCAGCUGGCUUGGAAAAUGGUGAUGAGAAUGAUGAUUUGUCCCAUGAAUUAAAGCAACAAAACCUUGCUUUGAAAGCGGAUAUUGAGAAUUUAACUUUAGAAAAUGAACAAUUAAAAGGCAAAGGUCAGAAUACUAAUAUGGGUGAUCAUACAUCAAAUUUAUUGGCCAGAGAACUGGAAUUGUUACAUGAUGAAAAUGCAAACCUGCAAAAACUUCUUCAAAUGGCAGAGGAAUCAGAAGGCAGUAUUACUGAAGAACUGACAAAUGCUCAAUCAAAACAAGCAGAAAUGCAAAAGCUGAAUGAAAGCUUAAAGAAAGAAAAUAAAAAGCUGAAAUCCUUGAAAGAACAACUAGAAUUAGACAGGGAAGAGCUUGAGGAAGAGGUGGAUAGUUUGCAGAAGAGGUUGAGUAACAGUGGAGAUCAAAAUGGAAAUGUUGUAAUGCUGAAGGUAAAAUUUUUGAAUUUUCAAUUUCAUUUCUUGGAACUGAUUUUUAUUCUGAGGGAAUAGCGUUCACCUUCUUUAAGUAUGCAACUUAAUUCUAUAGCAUAUGAAGUUGAAUGUGGACUGAUGUUAUUGAACUCUCAUUGGCAGUUGACUUUAGAGUUCCAGUUUUGUUAUCACAACUAGAGGUAGAGAAAGUUAUUGCCAUUUCUUUUCAUAAAGAUCUCAUCUCAAUUUUGUUGAUAGUGGUUGUAUUGUGUGUGGAGUCUAUUUUCAUUUGUUCUAAUUAAGAACCAAAGUUGGUCUGAGAAGGAGAAUUGGCUGCCAUCAUCAACUAUUGGUUGAGCUAACAAUUCACCACUCUUUUAAUUUUUUCCUAGGAAUCAAAAGAAGAUCUAGCUAAAUCGGAAAGAAAGUGCACCCUACUUGAGAAAGAGAAGAGUGCAUUGACUAAGAAAGUUGAUCAACUUGAAAAAGAAAUACAGCAACUGAAGGAACAAAAAGAAAAGGUAUCAGAAAAUGCAUCGCCUAAACCCACUCAGAAUGUUCUACAGUUGAAGUCAGCUCUUGAAAAACUGAACAAGGAAACAUCCACACUUCAUGAAUCACUGGAAAAGGCAGAGAAGGAGAUAACAUCUCUGAAAGAAGAUCUGGAAAAGGAGAGGGAAGAGAAACAAAAGUGGAGAGCAAGUGCAAGUGAAAAGGGGAAAAAGCAGAAAAGUAAAAAAGACAAAGAGAGUGAAGUUAGUAGAACUAAUGAUGAUCACAGCAGUGAAGUGGAAGCUUUCAAGAAAGAAAUUUAUAAUUUGAAAAGUGAAUGUGAGUGUCUGUCAGAGACUGUUGCUAAGACUGCAAAUGAAAAACGUCAAAUGGCUAAAGAAAUGGAAGCACUUAAUCAAGAAAAGACAAAACAUGAAUCAAAACUUGUUGAACUUGAAGGGAUCAUUGAGGAGUUAACAAAAAUCAAGACAGAGAAAGAAGAAUUAGAGGGAACAUAUUCAAAUCUAAGAAAUCUUCAUCAAGAACUUGCUCAGAGGCUACAAAUCGCCAAUAAAAGCAACACUGAAAAGGAUGAAAUACUGCAGAGAACUUCAAGUGAGAAACAGUCAGUUGAAAAACUCUGCAAAGAAUAUGAGGACACCAUUGAAAAGCUAAAGAAUGACUUAGCCCUAUUCAAUAAAGAUUUAGUAACCAAAGAGGAGGAAGUAAAACUGAUCAAGAGAAAUUUGGAUGAUCAGAAGAGAGAGUUGUCUGCAGCUUGUGAAGAAGAGAAACAAGAGAAGCAUAAACUUCAUGAGGAAAUACAAGAAAUGUCUGCCAGAUUGAAAUCUUCUGAGGGAGAGUUAAACUCUGUACGUCAGUCUCAGGCAAGUAAAGGAUCUGAACUUCAAAACUUAAGAAUUAUGGUUGACGAGAUCCGAAAAGAGUUAAAAUUAACACAACAGAAUUUACGAGAGACAGAGGAAGCAAGACUUGUUGCAGAAGAAAAGGCUGAUUUGGCUGAGAAGGCCAAAGAGGAUUUGGAGAAGUCUAAUGCAGUUUUCAAUGAUAUGGCUAUGGAGAAAUCUCUAGAGCUCUCUCGAAUGAAGAGGAAUCUGGAAAAAAAGGUGGAGAAGCUUACAAAAGAAAACAGUGAACUGCGGAAGAAACUUGGACUUGACAUACCAAGCUCAACCAGGUCUCAGUCACCUCCAAGGCUGUCUCCUGUAGCUGUUCAAAUGCAGAAAAUCCCAAGCCUUGAUGUGAACUUGGAACACCUUUCUAAACCAUCCCAGAGACAACGCAAUAAUGGUCUGCAAAGGCAGUCUCUGGAUCAAAGUGCAUCAUCUCUACAAAGGGCUGUAAAUGGUCCAGUGUCUGAUAAGAGAUUAAGACGCUCAAGUGUGGAUAGUGACUCUGCUGUUGAUUACCAGAAUCAAAGAAAAUAUGUGGAUGAUUUUGUAAAACCUCUUCGAAAGGCAGAAGUUGUUAAUUCUGUUCCCUCAGAAUACAAGGUUGUUGCUUCUGAAGCUCCUUCAGUUCCCCCAAAGCAGCAGUUCACAAGCUCUGUUGUGCAUGUUAUGUCAUCACCAGGAGGUAGUCAAAGUUCCACAGCAGCAAGAGAGGAUUCUGGGUUCCAAAGAGCAAAUUAUGGUAAUCAUUGGAGAGAUAGUGAAAGAAGCAGGGAAGAAAGAAGAGUCGAGGAACAGAAAUGGGAGGAGAAAGAAAGGUAUAUGUGUAGAACAGUACCUAGUAAUUCAUUUCUUUUUUUUGUUGCUUGCUGAAUAAGAAAUACAUGUGUGUAUAUGACGCACCAACUCGUCUCCAUCUUUUCCUUGCUACAGUAAUUUAUUGCAACAAGAGAGAUGAUAAAUUUUAAGCUUGAUUACCAGUUACAGAUGGAUGUUUUUCAGUUUGUUCAUGAGGAUGGGAUAAAAGAAAGAUCUGAGUGCCCCAUAUGAAACUGAGCCCCAGAAUUUCAGACUCAAUAUCUUUCCUUUUCCCAUGCUCAUGACCUAAUGAAGAAAACUUGUCACAUGAACAAGAUAAAAGCUAAAAUCAGAUCAUCUAGGUUUUUAAUUCCUUGCAACAAGUAAUCAGUAAUCAUCAUUGUAAGUGUAAUUUAUACACUUGUGAUGUCCAGAGAUGACCAUGCUUUAUAUACAAGCUCUCUUUACUUUACAGGCCACCAGAAAACACAGUUAAACAAGACAAUAGUGAAUCUGCAUUUCAAGUUGUAGGAUAUCGGAAAGGUGGAAAAGUCAUUCACGAACACUGGGUGUGACAUGAAACACAUUACUCUGAAGGAGACAGUUUUGUUAUAGGUCUUGUGAGAACAGAAAAAGAGAUUGCUAACAAGUUAUGAAUUUUUCUCAACAACACUUUUGUUCUUUGUAUGUUUUUGUGUUUAGAUCAGGGAGAUACUUAAAAUGACAUACUCUGACUACUAAAUAUCAUCACUUACAUAUCAAAGAAACAGAUGUUAUCAUACACAGUUCUCCUCUCUCUCCCCUCCCCCCACCUUCAUUAGGGUUGCAAAGGGGUUGCACAAGGUUGCUGCAUAUGUCAUACAUACAUUACAUUGUUCAAGAACAAUAGGCCAUAGAGACUGUUUUGACUUUUUCUGGCAUCCAGUUAUAAUUUAGCAUCUAGUCUGAUUAUGUCUAAAUUGCUAUUUUGCAUAUAAUGUAAAUCAAGGGACUUUGAAUCUCUUUCUUUCAAAGAUAAUACAUGACAGAAUCCAAUGGAUUGAAUGAAAAGCAAUUGACUUAUCAAUAUUAACCAAGCAGCUCUGUUGUUUCAAGAGCAUUUCAAGCCAGAUCCCUGAAACUUCUGUGAAUCAGCAAUUGUGUCUUUUAAGAGUAGCAUCUAGAUGUGUAGGACAUGGGUGGAAGCAAAUUUUCAGUUAAUAGAGGAUAUGAACAGUUAAAAAUAAUGUGUGAUUAAGCUUUGUCAACAUUUAAUGCUGUUUUCAUGUUGUUGUACAUUGUAAUCGAAUAAGGAAAUCAAGUGAUUAAGGCUCUCUUAAGGAACCCUCCUGGAAGAUGCUCAUUUGUAACAAACCUUUUUCAUUGGACAAUCAUUACAUUUUGAUAAAAAACACUAGAUCUCAUUUUAUUACAAUGCUUUUCUUGCUUGGGAACUUGAUGUCUCUUUGCUAGAGGAUUUUAUAUACCAGUUCAUUGCCAUAUGUUAGUUUGUAUAUCACUUAUAAGAAGUAAGUGCUCCAUCAGUCAAUUUCUCAUAAAUUAUUGUUAGUUAUUUUUCACCUCUGGAAUUAAAGGGAUCAGGCAAUUAAUUUGUUGGCUAAUGAUUUUGUUACUGCAGGACUUCAAGGCAUUUUUCUCUUAUAGUGCAUAAUUUGCAUUAUUGGUGCUUAUUUCUUUUUUUUGUUUGUUUGUUUUGUUUUGUUUUUUUUUUUACUCUCUUUUUGCUUAAUUGCUUUUCAUUUACUGAAAAUCAUUUUUCCAGUUGACUUAUAUUUGCUUCAACUAAAGUUUAGGAUCUUAUUUUCCUUACACGUUACCACCAUGUUAAUAUAGAUCUUACAAUUAAUAAUAAUUUUGCAUACAGUGUAGGGCGUCAUAUUGAAAAAAGUUUUUGUUUAUUGAAAUAAGUUAAAAUUUGUUAGAUUCAUAUUUUGUAAAAUAUUGUAUAUUGCAUAAUUGAAUGAAUAUCAACAGCUAAUAAAGGGAA
This is a messenger RNA of Pocillopora meandrina, 8641 nucleotides long. The record is from the annotation of a GenBank genome assembly. Lineage: Eukaryota; Metazoa; Cnidaria; Anthozoa; Scleractinia; Pocilloporidae.